Trachemys scripta elegans is the source of this 1446-nucleotide messenger RNA. RefSeq names its product zinc metallopeptidase STE24 (gene ZMPSTE24). Gene Ontology annotation, biological process: CAAX-box protein processing. Gene Ontology annotation, cellular component: endoplasmic reticulum membrane. The transcript is spliced from 5 exons. The record is from RefSeq and is a predicted model, not a curated record. The coding region runs from base 129 to 815 and encodes 228 amino acids. Lineage: Eukaryota; Metazoa; Chordata; Testudines; Emydidae. Gene Ontology annotation, molecular function: metalloendopeptidase activity.
UUUUCUAUGCCUGGUUUUAACUCUGUGUUUCUUUGCAGGUUCUUGUCACAAUAUAUGCAGACUACAUUGCCCCUCUGUUUGAUAAAUUCAUUCCACUUCCUGAGGGAGAGCUCAAACAAGCAAUUGAAAUGAUGGCAAAAAGUAUUGACUUUCCUUUGACUAAGGUCUAUGUUGUAGAAGGUUCCAAGCGUUCCUCCCAUAGCAAUGCUUAUUUCUAUGGCUUCUUCAAGAAUAAACGGAUAGUUUUGUUUGACACCCUCCUGGAAGAUUACUCUGCACUGAACAAAGAACACCCAGAGGGAGAAGACGGUGAAGAUGAUGACACAAAGUCCGAAGUCAAAAAUAAGAAGCAAGGAUGCAAAAAUGAAGAAGUUUUGGCAGUGCUUGGCCAUGAACUGGGUCACUGGAAGCUAGGUCACACUAUCAAAAAUAUUGUCAUCAGCCAGAUGAACUCCUUCCUCUGCUUCUUUUUGUUUGCAGUAUUAAUUGGUCAGAAAGAACUCUUCGCUGCAUUUGGUUUCUAUGAGACUCAGCCCACCCUGAUAGGACUGAUGAUUAUUUUCCAAUUCAUUUUUUCACCUUAUAAUGAGGUUCUCUCCUUUUGCUUGACUGUGUUGAGCCGACGAUUUGAGUUUCAAGCUGAUGCAUUUGCCAAGGAGCUUGGGAAGGCUAAAGACCUAUACUCUGCUCUGAUCAAAUUAAACAAAGAUAAUUUGGGAUUUCCUGUUUCUGACUGGAUAUUUUCAAUGUGGCAUUAUUCCCACCCUCCCCUGUUAGAAAGACUUCAAGCCUUGAAGGAUGCAAAGCAAGACUGACUGGAAUCAUUGUUGGUUCAGAGACCGUGCUUCCAUCUCAGAAGCAAAAUUCAGAGCUGUUUUUUAUUUUUUUAAAGUAAUCCUUCCAAUGUUCCCUGAUCUGAAUGCAGUUAGCUUCUGAAAUGUGUGUUAAAUUUACUGAACUGAAUUUUUAAGAAAAUAACUUGUGGGACUGAAUUUGGAGAAUAUAUUGUAUAAAGGCUUUUCCUUUUCACUAAAUUUUAUCUUUAAAUGACAGAACACUUAGAGGGAAAGCAAUUCCCCUUGUCCCCAGAAGCAAACACCCCUUGAGUUUGUGUAAAUUUUGAAUGCGGCUUUUGACAUUUUGACAAUUUCUCAGUUUUUUGUAAAGUGAACUGUAGCUUUUCGCCCUCAUCAGUUUGAUUGGCAGCACUGUGCUCCUAAUUCACAGUGAAAAAGGUUUGGGUGACUUAACUCCUCAUGUGACAAAUGCUUAUGCUAGUUAAUCACUGUUCAAAUGUAUUUAAAAAGUGGUUGUAUUGGAUAGAAGGCUCACCUUUUCCAUGGAUUCAAAUUCCUGUGUGCAAUGAAUGAAAAAGCUACUUUCAUAGGUAUAAUAAAACUGCCUCGUCUUUCAAUGGAGGAAUAACAAUAAAUUCCAUCUCCAGAA